This is a messenger RNA of Chionomys nivalis (European snow vole), 2228 nucleotides long. RefSeq names its product ubiquitin conjugating enzyme E2 K (gene Ube2k). The transcript is spliced from 7 exons. Gene Ontology annotation, molecular function: protein binding; ubiquitin conjugating enzyme activity. The record is from RefSeq and is a predicted model, not a curated record. Gene Ontology annotation, cellular component: nucleus. Gene Ontology annotation, biological process: protein polyubiquitination; proteasome-mediated ubiquitin-dependent protein catabolic process. NCBI's taxonomy places the organism in Eukaryota, Metazoa, Chordata, Mammalia, Rodentia, Cricetidae. Bases 200 to 802 code for a protein of 200 amino acids.
CCGGCGCCAUUUUGGUGGCCGGGCGCGGAGGUGAUUCUACACUGAGGGGGGAACGCGGCGGCAAGGGUGGCGGUGGCAGCGUUCGUGUGCUCGGGUCUGAAUCACUGAGGGAGGAGGCGGUGGAGGAAGAGGUGGCGGCGGUGGCGGUGGUCGUAGCGGUGGCGGAGGAGGCGGGUACGAAUCAGCUGCGGGCAGAGACAUGGCCAACAUCGCGGUGCAGCGAAUCAAGCGGGAGUUCAAGGAGGUGCUGAAGAGCGAGGAGACGAGCAAAAAUCAAAUUAAAGUAGAUCUUGUAGAUGAGAAUUUUACAGAAUUAAGAGGAGAAAUAGCAGGACCUCCAGACACACCAUAUGAAGGUGGACGAUAUCAGCUAGAGAUAAAAAUACCAGAAACAUAUCCAUUUAAUCCUCCUAAGGUCCGGUUUAUCACUAAAAUAUGGCAUCCUAAUAUUAGUUCCGUCACAGGGGCUAUUUGUUUGGAUAUCCUGAAAGAUCAAUGGGCGGCAGCAAUGACUCUCCGCACGGUAUUAUUGUCAUUGCAAGCGCUGUUGGCAGCUGCAGAACCAGAUGACCCCCAGGAUGCAGUAGUAGCAAAUCAGUACAAACAAAAUCCUGAAAUGUUCAAGCAGACAGCUCGACUUUGGGCACAUGUGUAUGCUGGAGCACCAGUUUCUAGUCCAGAAUACACCAAAAAAAUAGAAAAUCUGUGUGCUAUGGGCUUUGAUAGGAAUGCAGUAAUAGUGGCCUUGUCUUCAAAAUCAUGGGAUGUAGAGACUGCAACAGAACUGCUUCUGAGUAACUGAGGCAUAGGAGCUGCUGCCAGCCAAGCUCACCUCUUCUUGAGGAGCACCAACAUCUGUUAUUUUUAGGAUUCUGCAUAAAUUUCUUUUAAACUGGCAUUCUUGCCUAAUGAUGUUAUCUAGGCACCAUUGGAGACUGCAAAAAAAAAAAAACAAAAAACAACCAAAUUCCCUGCUCUGUAAAUAAAGCUAAUUAAACGUCUGUGUAAAUUUAAAAAGGGGAAAUACUUUAAUUUUUUUCUUAAUAGUGUAAAAAAUCUUUGAGCUAAGCUAAAACCAUGGAAAAACAUGCUACGUUAGUGUUUAGCCAUGUAACAAGACUAGCAGUUUGCUUCAGGGUUCUGUGGAAUAACUAGGGAAACACUCGAGUGUCGCCGCUCCAUUGUUGUGUUGCAUCUCAGCUACCCUAAGCGUUUGAACAUGGAUUCUCGUGCCUGUGAAUUUACUUGCAUGCUUGUACUUGACUUCUUAGGAUGGGUAGCUGAAAAGACCACCCUUUUAAGCGUUAGGAAAUUCGGAUUAUGAGAUUUAUCCAGACUUUAAGAUGACCUAAUCAGAGCUUUUCGGUCCCUGUGGACAGGUAGGGACACUCUUAUUCCUUCCCUGUUAACCAUCCAAAGCUAAGAUUCUCAUGGUAAAUUUCUGUGUUUGGUGGGAAAUGUGCCGAGGAAGUGUCCCUUGUUCUGUUUUAGGUCAUAGGUUUGAAAUGUUUUGUCCGAGUGCUUUAUUAUGUAAGUAAUAAUGUAAAAAUGGGGCUGCCAAUUUUAUUUCUCUUAUAAAAGAAUUAAAUACUUGAUGUUGCAGUACUCCCAGACUUAAUAAAGGACCCUACUUAGGCUUUUUUUUUUUUUAAUUGAAUUUGACAUGUUUAAACUGAUGGAGUCUUUGGAAACUUGAAGGAUGCAGUCAGCUGUUUUCAGUAGUGUCAAGUCUGACCGGGACUUUAGAGUUUGCUUUUGUCAGACACUUGAGUCACUCUUGCACUCUCCACGUUGACACACAAACGCUGUGGGUGUCUCACUGUACAUACUUCAGAUGCACAUAGGAAUAGGGGCGUGUUAGGAAUCUAGCUUUCUUUAUCAUGUUUUUGACAGUGAGAAUUGAAACCCUCCCUUCUGUACAUAGACUUCUGCUCUUUGCUGUCACUUCUCACUCUGUGUUCCAAAGUUUAAAGACUCUUGGUUUUGCAGACUCAGACACUUAAUUUAACCAUCUUAAUAAGGUUCAAGUGAAUAUGUAGGCAGUUGUUACGUAGGAGAUACAAAUAUAAAUUUGAGGACCAAUGCAUAAGUAACAGAAAUGUAAUGGAAUCAGACUGAAUUAAAGUAAGGCUCUCUUGAAAAUCAUGUUCUAAGAGGUUUGUUGUUUUGAAGUGUUCUUCACUUUCUUUUCUCCUCCCUCCCUCCCUCCCUCCCUCCCUCCCUCCCUC